Messenger RNA from Fusarium graminearum PH-1, 1287 nucleotides. Its product is annotated as farnesyl pyrophosphate synthetase. The record is from RefSeq and is a predicted model, not a curated record. Gene Ontology annotation, cellular component: cytoplasm. Gene Ontology annotation, biological process: trans, trans-farnesyl diphosphate biosynthetic process. The coding region runs from base 164 to 1207 and encodes 347 amino acids. Gene Ontology annotation, molecular function: dimethylallyltranstransferase activity; (2E,6E)-farnesyl diphosphate synthase activity. The transcript is spliced from 2 exons. NCBI's taxonomy places the organism in Eukaryota, Fungi, Ascomycota, Sordariomycetes, Hypocreales, Nectriaceae.
AUAUUCCGUUGUCCACUGAGUACCUGUUGCUACCUAUACUGUAGUUGAUCAACUCCGAUUCUAAUUUCCUUCUUUCCUUCCUACUCAAAAAGUGGUCUUUCAGCUACUCUUGUUUCUUUCUUUAUCCUCUCUCUACCUCAACUACUCACACAAAUCACCAACAAUGGCUAAACAAACUACCCUCGACGAGUUCAACGCCGUCUUCCCCAAGCUCGAGGAGGUUCUCCUCGACCAUGCUCGCUCUUACAAGCUCCCCCAGGAGCAGCUUGACUGGUACAAGAAGUCUCUCGAGGCCAACCCUCUCGGCGGAAAAUGCAACCGCGGCAUGUCCGUCCCCGAUUCCGUCUCUCUCCUCCUCGAGAAGCCCCUUACUGAGGAGCAAUACUUCCAGGCCGCUACUCUCGGCUGGAUGACAGAGCUCCUCCAGGCUUUCUUCCUCGUUUCCGACGAUAUCAUGGACUCCAGCAUCACCCGUCGUGGCCAGCCCUGCUGGUACCGUCAGGAGGGUGUUGGCAUGAUCGCCAUUAACGACGCCUUUAUGCUCGAGAUGGCCAUCUACACUCUUCUCAAGAAGUACUUCCGCACCCACCCUGCCUACGUCGACCUCAUCGAGCUGUUCCACGAGACCACCUUCCAGACCGAGCUCGGCCAGCUGUGUGACUUGCUCACCGCCCCUGAGGACAAUGUCAACCUUGACAACUUCUCCCUCGAGAAGUACAGCUUCAUCGUCAUCUACAAGACCGCCUACUACUCCUUCUACCUCCCUGUUGCGCUUGCCCUCCACCAGCUCAACCUCGCCACCCCCAGCAACCUCAAGCAAGCUGAGGAUAUCCUCAUCCCUCUCGGAGAGUACUUCCAGAUCCAGGACGACUACCUUGACAACUUUGGCAAGCCCGAACACAUUGGCAAGAUUGGUACCGAUAUCAAGGACAACAAGUGCUCUUGGCUCGUGAACCAGGCUCUUGCCGUUGCCACCCCCGAGCAGCGCAAGAUCCUUGAGGAGAACUACGGCCGCAAGGACGAUGCCAAGGAGCUGGUCGUCAAGAAGCUCUACGACGACCUGAAGCUUGAGCAGCUCUACCUCGACUACGAGGAGAAGGUUGUUGGCCAGAUCCGCGAGCGCAUUGCCAACAUUGACGAGAGCGGUGGCCUCAAGAAGACCGUGUUUGAGGCCUUCCUCGCCAAGAUCUACAAGCGCAGCAAGUAAACUGGAUCUUUCAAUUAAUAAUGCGAAAAUUUAUAUCUGAUAAAGAGAACGUGAGAGAGAUGGUUGAAGUGCCAAAGUUG